This is a messenger RNA of Didymodactylos carnosus, 1120 nucleotides long. The record is from the annotation of a GenBank genome assembly. Lineage: Eukaryota; Metazoa; Rotifera; Eurotatoria; Philodinida; Philodinidae.
AUGGAACCCUGGGGUACCCCAGAUGGUACUGAAGAUAAAAAAGACUGUACUUGUCCUAUGUUAACGAACUGUGAACGGUUUGACAGAUAUGAUUCAAGCCAUUCCAAAAGCUUUCCUCCGAUUCCGAUAGAUUUAAGUUUGAUUAAAAGGGUGGACGUUGGCACGCGGUCAAAUGCUUUCGAUAGAUCGAAACUCAAACCAACACAGUGUUCUCUAUCAACAUUUCUUUUAUUCAUACUAGUGUAUAGAGCAUGAGUUACUCUUAGCAAUGCGUCUUGGGUCGAGCAGGAAGGUCUAAAACCAAACUGAGUGCUACUAAGCAGAUUAUUGUGAAGCAAAAAGCCCAGCAUUUGCUGAUGGACGAUUUUCUCCAAACUUUUCCUAACAACACACAAAAGCGAUAUUAGCCGAUAAUUCAAAAUGAGAGAGCUAUUGCCCUUUUUAUGAACAGGUGUGAUGGUAGCAACUUUCCAUUGACAGGGAAAGAUAUCUGUUUUAAUCGACGACUGAAAUAUAUGCAAUAACUGUCUUCCUAAAACAGGAAGGCACAAUUGAAUAAAUUCCAGUGACAAGCCGUCAACUCCAACACUAGCCGUAUUAUUCAUCGAUCCAACAGCUUUCACAAUCUCAGUGAGAGAAAUAUGGACGUCCGAAAAUUUUGGUCCGUUAGAAUUGCUGCACAUAGUAGAAGUUCAAAUAUUUUGAGAAAAAGAGCGCCCCGUUUUGAUAUCCAAAACAGUUAAACAAAAAGAUUUCAACGUUGUGUCAACCAAAGUGGAAAGACUUUAUGUUUCUAUACUCUCUCGUUCCUUAAAAUUGCUGUGCACUUACUUUGUAUAUAAAUUACUUAUUUUCUCAUGCGAUUCACUUUGAGAAAGUGAAAAAACUAGAUAUAAACUGCAAACGCGACGCGAAUACAGGAUUUCAUCGAGACCGCGUUGCGACGUGCAGGAUAUCAUAGCGAUCGCGGUAGUGACAGCGCGACCGCACUUUAAAGUAAGUACUGAGGGAAAAGAUAAAGAAUUUUUAUCGAAAAUCUUUUUUGCUAUAAUGAACAUCAUCAUCAUCAUCGGUCGACUGCGAACAAUCGAGGUUUGUGGGUGACAACAAUAUGUUUGCC